Glossina fuscipes is the source of this 586-nucleotide messenger RNA. Its product is annotated as cell division cycle protein 23 homolog. Gene Ontology annotation, cellular component: anaphase-promoting complex. The transcript is spliced from 2 exons. The coding region runs from base 59 to 586 and encodes 175 amino acids. Gene Ontology annotation, molecular function: protein binding. The record is from RefSeq and is a predicted model, not a curated record. NCBI's taxonomy places the organism in Eukaryota, Metazoa, Arthropoda, Insecta, Diptera, Glossinidae.
UGUAUUAAUUAUUUUCCUUUUUCCAGAUUUUUCCUAGAGAUUUAAAACUUGUUAAAUAAUGGAGGAUGACUUCUUUAACGUGGAAUGUCAGAAACGUGGUUUAGAUUACAGCGUCAAAUGGUUAGCUGAAAUGUGCCACGGCCUUGCGGACGUGGAUAUUGACGGCGAGGAUGAAAAAGAUAAUUUCGGUAUUAAAAUGCUGGAAGGCAUAGCACCGAAAGAAUAUGAUAAUUAUUUUCUGGCUAAAAGUUACUUUGAUGUACGUGAAUAUGAUAAAGCUGCUCAUUUAGUGCGGAAUGCUAGCUCUCCAGUUCCCAGAUUCCUUCAUCUUUAUGCCACUUAUAUGGCAAUGGAGAAACGACGGUUGGAUUCGACCACGGAUCAAUUGAAUCUAAAUGACUCAGGUCACUUUAAAGACCUGGGUGAGAUUUUGGUUACUUUGCGGGCAGAGCAUUCACGAAAUAAUCUAGACGAUUACGACAUGUAUUUAUACGGUGUUGUGAUAGAAGAGCAAAAGCGACCAAGUCAACGAAAAAGAAUCGCAAACAAUCAGGAAACCAAUAACAAUUCCUUUUAUAUUAAAUAA